Lemur catta (Ring-tailed lemur) is the source of this 632-nucleotide messenger RNA. RefSeq names its product peptide YY (gene PYY). Gene Ontology annotation, biological process: feeding behavior; neuropeptide signaling pathway. Gene Ontology annotation, cellular component: extracellular region. The record is from RefSeq and is a predicted model, not a curated record. Gene Ontology annotation, molecular function: neuropeptide hormone activity; neuropeptide Y receptor binding. NCBI's taxonomy places the organism in Eukaryota, Metazoa, Chordata, Mammalia, Primates, Lemuridae. The transcript is spliced from 4 exons. The coding region runs from base 144 to 437 and encodes 97 amino acids.
UAUAAGCCCGCAGGGAAAGCUCUGAGCAGAGGAGGCCCCAGCCUGACCUGCUGCAGUCUGGCCUUCGGGACCCCCCUCGCCUUCCACCGCCUUCCACCUCCUGUUCAUCUCGCUUCAGGAGCUAUUGCUUGUCCCCUUCCCAGAUGGUGACUGUGCGUAGGCCGUGGCCCGCCAUGGCCACAGUGCUUCUGGCCCUGCUCGCCUGCCUGGGGGCGUUGGUCGACGCCUAUCCCAUCAAACCCGAGGCUCCUGGCGAAGACGCCUCCCCGGAGGAGCUGAAUCGCUACUACACGUCCCUGCGCCACUACCUCAACCUGGUCACCCGGCAGCGGUAUGGGAAACGCGACAGCACGGACCCUGUCGUCUCCAGACUGCUCUUCCCCGACGGCGAGGACCGCCCCGUCAAGUCGCGGUCGGAGGGCGCCGACCUGUGGUGAUGCCCCCCAAGGCCUCCUGGGAGAUAUGCUAAUUACAACGACCUCAUUUGCAUAUUUGCUCCUGACCCCGGAACCUGGAUUUCCCUCCCUGCCCGCUGCGUCGGGGCAGGGCUGGGGUGGGGCCCCGCCCCCUGGGCUAGAGGGCUGUGGGUGGUCCCUCCCUGGUCCCAAAAUAAAGAGCAAAUUUCACGGAAA